AUGAGCAAAGCAUUGAAGAAUUCUGAAGAAGAAGAAGAAGUUGUUAUUGGAGGAGUAGUAGCUUCUCCAUUAUGGGAUUGUGGAAGCCCUUUAUAUGAUUCAUUUGAAUUGGCAACACUUUCUCAUAUUAUUGAUAGGCAUACGGUUGUUUUGCCACAUCUUAGUGGAUCAAAGAAGGCAAUUAGCCACGGUUUUGAUGAAAGUCAUCAUCACCAUCCCCAUCACUACCAUGAUGAAGUGAAGAAGAUUUCAAUUGAAGAUUCCAAAGGUUCUUCUUCUCUCAAGUCAACAAGCUUUGGUGAAAUUUUGGACAAGAUCAUGGGGAAGAGAAAAUUUUUGUUGUCAUUGGCGAAGUCUUCAAACCCCACAACGCUCGCAGAGUGCAAACAAAUUCAUGCAAAGCUUUUAGUCACCCAAUGCAUCUCGCAGACGCAUUUGGCAAAUAACCUUUUGAGCCUUUAUUCUAAAUGUGGCCAAUUCAGCUAUACCCACCACCUGUUCGACCAAAUGCCCCACAAGAACGUUAUCACUUGGACAACCUUAAUUUCUGCAAAUCUUAGAAAUGGGUAUCUCCCAAAAGCCUUUGACAUGUUCAAUCACAUGCGUGAGGUUGGUGAGAGUCCCAAUGAGUACACGUUAUCUGCACUGCUCCGUGCUUGUGCUGAUCCUGGUUUGAGGGAUGUUGGUUUGCAGCUUCAUGGUGUGUUGGUUCGGUGUGGCCUUGAGAGGGACAAGUUUGCUGGGAGCUCUCUUAUGUAUAUGUACUUUAACGGUGACAGCGAUCUUAAAAGUGCUUGUUGUGUCUUUCAUGAAUUGUUGGAGAGGGACCUUGUUGCUUGGAAUGUCAUGGUUUCUGGAUUUGCUCAAGUUAGGGGAGUUCAUGGGCUGGUGUUUAAGUUUGGUGCCGACGUUGAUAUGGUGGUUGGCAGAACUCUGGUUGACUUGUAUGCUGAAUUUAGGGACAUAGAUUCUUGCAGGAAAAUCUGA
Molecule: messenger RNA, 987 nt
Organism: Arachis duranensis
Lineage: Eukaryota; Viridiplantae; Streptophyta; Magnoliopsida; Fabales; Fabaceae
Product: pentatricopeptide repeat-containing protein At4g39530-like
Exons: 3
Coding region: 1-987 (328 amino acids)
Biological process (GO): RNA modification
Molecular function (GO): protein binding; RNA binding
Source: RefSeq, a predicted model, not a curated record